AUGGCGAUCCCUAAUUCCACAGCUUUCAACUCAAUCAUUCGCUUUCGUUCUCCCGGGGAAGAGAAACGUAUUGUUUCGGAACUGACUACCAGCUUGAACGAAGGAGACUCGUACUUCGUCAUCUCCAAAAGGUGGUACACAAGCUGGCAGAAAUAUAUUGCUCCUAUAGGAGGAGGAGCUCCUAGGCCUGGACCGAUUGAUAACAGUGACAUCAUCGACGACACCACAAGUGAUGGUGAUCCACAACUUCGUAGAUACCUUGUUGAAGAUGAAGACUACGUUCUUGUUCCUCACCAAGUUUGGAAAACUCUUCUUGAAUGGUAUAACGUGGGUCCUCCAAUACCAAUGACCUUGAUCUACCUUUUUUUGUCAGAUGCAAGAAACGUUCACAAUGUAACUGAUAUACGUUUGGCAAAAGAGGCCUCUAUAUGGGAGCUUUAUGUGAAGGUUUGUGCUAAUACAGGUGUAUCUCUAGAAAAGGCUCGCAUCUGGGAUUACUUUAACAGGAGGAAAGUUAAACUCUUGGAUCCUUUAUCUAACGAGAGCCUGGAAGAGUCAGGUCUUCUCAUGGACCAAGAUAUUCUUCUUGAAGUUGAUGAGGUAGGCCUAGCAGGACUGGUUAAUUUGGGAAACACUUGCUAUAUGAAUAGCACUCUUCAGUGUUUGGCACACACGCCUUCCAUACUUCAAUACUUCUUGCGAGAUUACACUCAUCAGGGCGAGCUUACUAAGGCGUUUGGUGAGCUGUUGAAGGAGCUAUGGUCUUCAAGGAAGAAGGCAGUUGCACCGAGCUUUUUCAAGACAAAACUGGAUAAAGCUGCUCCACAGUUUAGUGGUCACUAUCAACACGACUCUCAUGAACUGCUCAUUUCCUUAUUAGCUAGGCUGCAUGAAGUCUCUGACGUCUGCCAACAAACGUACACCUAUGACUCCUUCACGUCCUUGUCUUUACCUUUGCCUUCAACACGUACUUGGUCAAUAUCUCUUCUUUCUUGUUUGGAGAACUUUUUAGCAGAAGAGCCUCUAGGACCGAAUAACAUGUGGUUUUGUCCGGAGUGCAAAGAGAAAAGGAAAGCUAACAAGAAGCUUGACCUUUGGAAGCUGCCAGAGAUUCUCGUGUUACAUUUAAAACGGUUCAGGACGAGCAAAUAUUUCGUGAAGAAGAUAGAUACGUUUGUGAACUUCCCAAUUAACGAUCUAGACUUGAGCAAGUACGUGAAAAACAAGAAUGAUGAUCAGUCGUACUUGUAUGAGCUGUAUGCAGUGAGCAACCAUUACAUUGGACCUGGUGGUGUCCGCCACUACACUGCCUACGCUAAGGUCGCUACACUGACUUUAUUCUGA
Brassica napus (rape) is the source of this 1344-nucleotide messenger RNA. Its product is annotated as ubiquitin carboxyl-terminal hydrolase 9-like. The record is from RefSeq and is a predicted model, not a curated record. The coding region runs from base 1 to 1344 and encodes 447 amino acids. Gene Ontology annotation, biological process: protein deubiquitination. The transcript has 9 exons. Gene Ontology annotation, molecular function: cysteine-type deubiquitinase activity. NCBI's taxonomy places the organism in Eukaryota, Viridiplantae, Streptophyta, Magnoliopsida, Brassicales, Brassicaceae.